AACCUAUUUUAGUAUUGAUAUUCAUCGUCUUUUACUCGGAAGAAGGCAGCGAUGACCAAAGCUCGGUGACCGUACAUCGUCUUCCUCCGCUGCUAUUCGCUAAAAUGCGCUCUAAGGACAGGAUCUCCUACUUCUACGACGGUGAUGUGGGAAGUGUGUACUUUGGGCCCAACCAUCCGAUGAAGCCGCACCGGCUUUGUAUGACUCACCAUCUCGUACUCUCUUACGAACUUCACAAGAAGAUGGAAAUCUAUAGGCCUCACAAGGCAUAUCCAGUUGAGCUUGCGCAGUUUCAUUCUGCAGACUAUGUCGAAUUUCUGCAUCGGAUAACCCCUGACACACAACAUUUAUUCUCGAAUGAAUUGGCAAGAUAUAAUCUUGGAGAAGACUGCCCUGUCUUCGAAAAUUUAUUUGAGUUUUGUCAAAUUUAUGCUGGUGGAACAAUAGAUGCUGCACGCAGAUUAAACAAUCAGCUUUGUGACAUAGCUAUAAAUUGGGCUGGUGGAUUGCACCAUGCGAAGAAGUGCGAGGCAUCUGGAUUUUGUUACAUCAAUGACUUAGUUUUGGGGAUUUUGGAGCUUCUAAAACAUCAUGCCCGUGUUCUUUAUAUUGAUAUUGAUGUACAUCAUGGUGAUGGUGUAGAAGAAGCCUUUUAUUUCACAGACAGGGUGAUGACUGUUAGUUUUCACAAGUAUGGGGAUAAAUUCUUUCCUGGAACGGGUGAUGUUAAGGAAACAGGAGAAAGAGAAGGAAAAUUUUAUGCCAUAAAUGUCCCACUCAAGGAUGGAAUAGAUGACACUAGCUUUACUCGACUUUUCAAAACUAUUAUAGCCAAGGUUGUUGAAACUUAUCAACCAGGUGUGAUAGUUCUUCAAUGUGGAGCAGAUUCUCUGGCUGGGGACCGCUUGGGCUGCUUCAACCUCUCCAUUGAUGGGCAUGCUGAAUGUGUUAGGUUUGUGAAGAAAUUCAAUUUGCCCUUACUGGUUACCGGUGGUGGUGGAUACACAAAAGAGAAUGUUGCUCGAUGUUGGACUGUUGAAACAGGAGUUCUUUUAGAUACAGAACUUCCCAAUGAGAUCCCAGAAAAUGAAUAUAUCAAAUAUUUUGCACCAGAGUAUUCAUUGAAGAUUCCGAAUGGGCACAUAGAAAACUUAAAUAGCAAAUCGUAUAUUGGAACGAUUAAGAUGCAAGUCUUGGAAAAUCUCCGUUGCAUCCAACAUGCGCCGAGCGUACAGAUGCAAGAGGUUCCACCGGACUUCUAUAUUCCUGAUUUUGAUGAAGAUGAGCAGAAUCCUGAUGAACGUGUUGAUCAGCACACCCGGGACAGACAAAUCCAGAGAAAUGAUGAAUAUUAUGAAGGCGACAACGACAAUGAUCAGAAUAUGGAUGAUGUAUAAAGUAACCUAGACAGUGUUUAUUGUUUGAUAGUUUAAGCUUUAAUUUAAAGGGGAAAAUGUAAUUAGAUUCCAAAUUUGACUAACACAUCCGAUGAGAAGAGAAAAAAGAAAGGACUAGCACUUGUUUUCCUGCCUUCUGGUUUUAGUAUCAAUAUUCGUGGAUCGUUUCUCA
Messenger RNA from Vitis vinifera (wine grape), 1569 nucleotides. RefSeq names its product histone deacetylase 9. Bases 105 to 1397 code for a protein of 430 amino acids. The record is from RefSeq and is a predicted model, not a curated record. The transcript is spliced from 14 exons. NCBI's taxonomy places the organism in Eukaryota, Viridiplantae, Streptophyta, Magnoliopsida, Vitales, Vitaceae. Gene Ontology annotation, molecular function: histone deacetylase activity.